Molecule: messenger RNA, 873 nt
Organism: Closterium sp. Naga37s-1
Lineage: Eukaryota; Viridiplantae; Streptophyta; Zygnematophyceae; Desmidiales; Closteriaceae
Source: the annotation of a GenBank genome assembly
AUGCCCAUGAUAGGCUUGAAACACGGUGGUGUAGGGUCGCAGAUUGGCCUCGAUGAAUUGGGGGCUAGCGGCGUGGGCAGUGAGUGGCAGUGGGCGGCGAGUGGCGGUGGGCGGCGAGUGGCGGUGGGCGGCGAGUGGCGGUGGGCGGCGAGUGGCGGUGGGCGGCGAGUGGCGGUGGGCGGCGAGUGGCGGUGGACAGCGAGUGGCGGUGGGCGGCGAGUGGCGGGGGGCUCGGCUGCCGCGAUGGAGAGCGAUGCUUGCGUCGAGAAGUUUCUCGUCUACGAGAAUCAAGCAGUGCGUGCCGCCCGCCCGUUGCGGCAAGGCUUGUUGCGCUGCAUGCGCUUGGAGGCAGAAUUAUGCAUGGGAUGGUGUGCGCGGCAUGGUGUGCGCGGCAUGUGCUUCUACAUAGUGCUUGGCAGAGGCAACAACAAGGAUAAGAAGCGGAUUCUCAAGAUCAACCGAUCCGAGCCGUUGGUGCUGGUGGAGGAUCCGACGGUGUACACCGCCUGGCCCUGCUCUGCACUGCUGCAGCAGCUGGCAGAGGGCAAUCGCAGCUCCGGGGGCCUUCGCCUGGUCACCAAGGCCUAUGGCAUCGUUGUUGAGUGGGUGAAGAGCCGUGUAAGGGGUAUGGGAAUGCUGAUGGGGGAGCCUUUGCCUGGUCACCAAGGCUUAUGGCAUCGUAGGGUGUGUGCGCUUCCUAGAGCCCAGGUACCUGAUUCUGGUGUGGCGGUGGCGGCAGGUGGGGUGCAAGAGGGGGCAUGCGGUGUUCCGCAUAGAGGAGAGUCUCGUUCUCACCGUGCCUCACUCCAGCAUGCACACGAGCGUGGCUUCCAGCACCAUGGAGCAGCGGUGAGCAGCGGUGGAGAGCGGUGA